Melanotaenia boesemani (Boeseman's rainbowfish) is the source of this 1448-nucleotide messenger RNA. It is a transcript of the gene ilkap, whose product is annotated as integrin-linked kinase-associated serine/threonine phosphatase. The record is from RefSeq and is a predicted model, not a curated record. The transcript is spliced from 9 exons. Bases 266 to 1381 code for a protein of 371 amino acids. Gene Ontology annotation, molecular function: cation binding; protein serine/threonine phosphatase activity. NCBI's taxonomy places the organism in Eukaryota, Metazoa, Chordata, Actinopteri, Atheriniformes, Melanotaeniidae. Gene Ontology annotation, biological process: protein dephosphorylation.
AUAACCGGAAGCACUUGCCACUAUUGUUGCUAACUGCACGUCCGCCUGCCUUUGAGCUCCGAUCAGCGUCUCUGAAUCAGAAGUGAAUGAAACUCUUAACCAGCAGAUUUUACAGCAUUUUUGGCCCGUUUUAGAUCAGGAUUCAGUUUUUAACCGGUAGCACGCGCGCACACACACACCACAGUAAUCUGGGUGCAGGACGGACGUUAGCUUCGGUAGCUAGGUAAGUUAGCUUGUUCGCUAACUGCUGGUGAAACCCAGCAGAAUGGAUCUGUUCGACGACCUUCCAGAACCGACACAGAUUUCCGUUCCACCUUCAGCUCUGCCACAGACAACAAAAGAUGACGAGGAGGAGAAAACGCUAAAACGGAGGCGAGAGGAUGAAGAAGACAAAGAGGAAGAGGAGGAGAUCAAGAAAGUUUGUAGAGAAGACCUCCCCGUGCUGAAAGCCUACGUGGCGGCGAGGCGUGGCGAGCGCGAGGAGAUGCAGGACGCUCACGUGUUGCUGCCCGACAUGACCAGCUGUCUGUCGUCGCUGCCGGGGAACGUGUCUCGCGUCUCGUACUUCGCCGUGUUUGACGGUCAUGGCGGAGCUCGGGCGUCUCGAUUCGCUGCUGAACAUCUUCACCAUAAUCUGGCCAAGAAGUUCCCUGCAGGAGACGCUGAACAUUUAGACAAGCUGAUAAAGAAGUGUCUCCUGGACACUUUCCGGCAGACGGAUGAAGACUUCCUGAAGAAAGCGUCCAGCCAGAAGCCGGCGUGGAAGGACGGCUCCACGGCCACCUGCGUGCUGGUGGUGGACGACAUGGUGUAUGUGGCCAACCUGGGAGACAGCAGGGUGAGCUGGACUCGGUCAUGUUGUAUCAGGCCUGUGGACAUGUGGUCUCAGACGCCGUCUGUCUGUCUGCAGGCGAUGUUGUGUCGGACGGAGGCAGCGGACGGACAGGGGAAGGCGGUGACGCUGGCUCUCAGUAAGGAACACAACCCCACCAUCUACGAGGAGCGGAUGAGGAUCCAGAGAGCAGGAGGCAGCGUCAGGGAUGGCCGGGUACUCGGGGUCCUCGAGGUGUCUCGCUCCAUCGGAGACGGUCAGUACAAACGCUGUGGAGUCGUCUCCACGCCCGACCUGAGGAGGUGUCAGCUCACAGCCAAUGACAGGUUCAUCCUUCUGGCCUGUGACGGUUUGUUUAAAGUGUUUUCAGCUGAUGAAACGGUCAAGUUUGUCCUCAACGUCCUCCAGGAGGGGAACGUGGAGCCCAGGUUGGGUCUGACGGAGGAGGAAACCCGGUUUGAAGCUGCCUGCCAGCAGCUGGCCAGCGAGGCGGUGAGACGCGGCUGCGCCGACAACGUCACCGUCAUCCUGGUUUCUAUUGGCUGCUGAGCUUCAUCACAUCACAGCUGACCAACAUCUGCUCGUCUUGUUUUCAAAUAAAAACGCUUUUUUUUUA